CUGCAAGAGGACAUUGCGUUGCUGAUGCCAUGGUGUCACCUCUGGGCAGAGCUGGCUGAGGACGAGGAGGAUGAAGAAGAGGAAGAAGAGGUGGAGAAUAAAGACCCGCCAAAAAAGCUCAAAAAGAAGCUUCCUAAAGACCCCCCCUCAGGAGAGAGCCGGGAGAAAAAGCUGAAGCCGAAGGGAGACAAGAGUGACUCUGACAGCAAAGCCAAAUCUGCCAAAAGCACCAAGAAGGAGCAAAUGUCCGUGUUUCAGGUGAAGAAGGAGAAGAAAAGCAAGAAGAAAGUCACCACCAGCAGUGAUGAGGAGGAUGAUUCCGACUCCAGCACCAAACCCAUCAGGUCAGAGAAGAAGAAAAACCCAGCAUCCCUCUUCCAGACUGGUGGGGACCCCCCCAAGGAGAAAAAAUCAAAAAAAAAAGUUCCUCCCAAAGGGGCUGAGAGUGAGGAGGAGAUCCUGGAAACCCUGCAGAAAAACUCCAACAAGAAGGGGAAAGCAAAGAAAUCAAAGAAGCUGAAGGAGGAGAGGCCCCCAUCUCCUGUCAUUGAGGUGGACAACCUGGAGGAGUUCGUGCUGCAGCCGGCGCCGCAGGGGGUGACCAUCAAGUGCCGGGUGACACGGGACAAGAAGGGGAUGGACCGGGGGCUUUACCCCACCUAUUACCUUCAUUUGGAUAAUGACAAGAAGGUGUUCCUCCUUGCUGGGAGGAAGCGUAAGAAGAGCAAAACCUCCAACUACCUCAUCUCCAUCGACCCCACUGACCUGUCACGGGGGGGAGAGAACUUCAUCGGGAAGCUGAGAUCCAACCUGAUGGGUACGAGGUUCACAGUGUUCGACAACGGUGCAAACCCCGACAGAGCCAAUGCUGACUGGUCCAAUGUGCGGCAGGAGCUUUCGGCCGUGGUCUAUGAGACCAAUGUUUUAGGCUUCAAAGGUCCCCGGAAGAUGACGGUCAUCAUCCCUGGGAUGAAUGCUGAUGGUGAGAGGGUGCCCAUCCGUCCCCGAAACGAUAAUGACGGCCUCCUGAUGCGAUGGCAGAACAGAAACAUGGAUAAUGUAAUUGAGCUGCACAACAAGGCACCAGUGUGGAACGACGAGACCCAAUCCUAUGUCCUCAACUUCCAUGGCCGGGUCACCCAUGCCUCUGUCAAAAAUUUCCAGAUUGUUCAUGGCAGUGACCCCGACUACAUCGUGAUGCAGUUUGGGCGUGUGGCGGAUGACGCCUUCACCAUGGACUACAACUACCCUCUCUGUGCUGUGCAGGCUUUUGCCAUCGCCCUCUCCAGCUUCGACGGGAAGCUGGCCUGCGAGUAG
Molecule: messenger RNA, 1317 nt
Organism: Lepidothrix coronata (blue-crowned manakin)
Lineage: Eukaryota; Metazoa; Chordata; Aves; Passeriformes; Pipridae
Gene: TULP1
Product: tubby like protein 1
Exons: 10
Coding region: 25-1317 (430 amino acids)
Biological process (GO): protein localization to cilium
Cellular component (GO): cilium
Molecular function (GO): actin filament binding
Source: RefSeq, a predicted model, not a curated record